Messenger RNA from Closterium sp. Naga37s-1, 1479 nucleotides. NCBI's taxonomy places the organism in Eukaryota, Viridiplantae, Streptophyta, Zygnematophyceae, Desmidiales, Closteriaceae. The record is from the annotation of a GenBank genome assembly.
AUGGAGUGUGUCGACUGCCGUAUGGAACGCAAGACGGGGGGAUACGUGGCGGGAGACUUGAGGCCGGUGGUGGAGGAGGUCAGAGCUGAGAAUGCCGGUAGUGGGUGGCCCCACAUUCAGCAUGUGCCCUGCGCCACCCAUGUUUUGGACUUGCUCAUGGAAGGCAGGGGAGCUGAUAUCGUUCGUGCGCAACCAUCAUUGGACAAGGUGUUACUUGAGGACCCCUGCCUCAUCCUCAACCCAACCAAUCAGGAGGAGGACAUCUUCAGCAGCAACGCCGAAUGCACCAAGAUUUUCAAGGCCUGCACCAACCAAGAUACGGAGUUCCUCAAGAGCUGUGGGAAGGGGGGAGGACCAAAUGAUGAGGAUGAGGAUCCAGCCGCAGCAGCUGCAGCAGCUGCCGCAGCAGCGCUACCAUUAGCAACCGCACAAGGGAGGCAGGAUGAUGGUGUUGUGGUGGAGAUGGAGGCAGCACGGCCAUACGUGUGUCGAGAGUACUCUCUGGCAGAGUUGGCCAAGGCUACAGGAGAGUGGGCAGAGGGGAACAGGAUAGGAAGUGGCGGCUUUGGGGAUGUCUACAAGGGUGUGUCGCCUCAUGAUUGCAAUCAAGCUUGGGCAGUCAAACGAGCCCGAGUACUCACCAACGAUUUCCAAAGAGAGGUGAAGGAGAUGGCAAGCAAGCACCAUCCACAUCUCGUGCGUCUGUUGGGCUAUUGUAUCGAUAUCGACCUCUCCACGAGACUCAUGGAGCAGGUUCUCGUUUACGAGCUCAUGCCCAGCAAAGACCUUGAGAGCUGGGUCGGUCCAGGUGUCUCCCACCCUCUUUCGCUGCGCCAAAGGCUGGACAUUCUGAUUGGAGUGGCAAAGGGGUUGCAGUAUCUUCAUGACUUUGGCAUUGUGCAUCGAGAUAUCAAGCCCGCCAACAUUCUCCUUGAUGCAAAAAUGCAGGCCAAGAUUGCAGACUUCGGGCUCGUGAAGCUGAGUGGGGGCACCACUAUAGGCGCGUCUGUGGCUGCCACUCGAGUGAUGGGAACACCGGGCUAUGUUGACCCUGCCUACUACAAGUCCAACAAGGCCACUCCAGCAGCAGAUGUGCACAGUUUCGGUGUGGUGAUGCUGGUGGUUAUCUCGGCGCAGAAGGCUGUGCAUGUGACAGGGGACAACCGGAUCAUUCUCAAGCAAUGGGUGGUCCCAUUCGUCGACUCAGGGGCCGUGGCAUCAUUCAAGGACCCUCACCUGGACGCACCAGAUGAUUUGAUGCUGCGCUGGGCCCGCCUUGCCCUGUCCUGCACUGCCAUGCCUGUGGCGUCCCGUCCCUCCAUGGAUCAAGUGCUGGUGGAGCUGGUAAAGCUGAAGGAGGAAAUAUAUGGGGCACACGUGAGUGAGGCCGUAUCGUGCAUCGACAUGGAACUUGGGAGUGCUAAUAGCGCCCCUUCCUUCUCUGCUGAAAUUGCUCGUGCAAAGCGCACAGGGAUGUAG